Molecule: messenger RNA, 483 nt
Organism: Penicillium psychrosexuale
Lineage: Eukaryota; Fungi; Ascomycota; Eurotiomycetes; Eurotiales; Aspergillaceae
Product: 60S ribosomal eL36 domain-containing protein
Exons: 3
Coding region: 1-483 (160 amino acids)
Biological process (GO): cytoplasmic translation
Cellular component (GO): ribosome; cytosolic large ribosomal subunit
Molecular function (GO): structural constituent of ribosome
Source: RefSeq, a predicted model, not a curated record
AUGACGCUAGUCCCGAUUCACCCAGCCCUAGCCCUAGUCACUCGCCUACCGCACCAACGCCAAGGCUCCAUUUUGCGGUUCCAGGCAAAAGACCAGGCGAUUUUCACACGGCUCUCUCACCUCCUCUUCGACAACCUCCGCCAACCCCUUCAGUCAACAACCGUCGAGAUGGCCGAACGCUCCGGAAUUGUGGUCGGACUCAACGCGGGCCGGAAAACCACCGCCCUCAACACCCCCAAGACCCGCAUCUCGCGCACCAAGGGCAAGUCUUCCCGCCGCACCGCUUUCGUCCGCGAAAUCGCCCAGGAGGUCGUUGGUCUCGCUCCCUACGAGCGCCGCAUCAUUGAGUUGCUGCGCAACGCCCAGGAUAAGCGUGCCCGCAAACUCGCUAAGAAGCGCCUCGGUACUUUCGGCCGCGGCAAGGCCAAGGUUGAGUCCAUGCAGAAGGUUAUUGCUGAGUCUCGCCGCACCGCUGCUCACUAA